CGAUAAACUAUAAUAAUAACCACCAAGAAGUGCCAAACCCUUCUCUUCCGCCACCGUCUCCAUUUGCGAACACAGCGAGCAAGCCUCACCUGAUCGUCGUUCUUGAUCUGCUAUUUCCCUAAGAGAUUCAAUUGAUUGUUCGUUCGAGUAAAUUAGGAAAAUAUGGGAGGAGGAGGAGAGCAUGGACAUGGGCAUGGAGCUGAGGAUUUCAGGACGAAGGUGUGGAGCAUGUCGGGAGGCCCAUACUGCCGGCCCAAGCACUGGCGUCGCAAUACUGCCAUUGCCAUGUUCGGCGUUUUCCUCAUUUGCAUCCCCAUCGCCAUGAAAUCCGCCGAGCUCGAGCAACGGCCUCAUCAGCCUGUUCGUCCAAUUCCUUCACAGCUCUGGUGCAAGAACUUUGGAAACAAAGAGUAUUAAGUCUGCGCAGGACUGUCGAUGGAGUACGGAUGGCGGUUCAAACCAUCCUAUGGCUAGCAGUUUAGCGACCAUGCAAUUGUUCAUUGCCAUGGAUUUGGUCAAUAAGUUGCGACUCUUUGACUGGUUUAGCUUUCUAUAUGAUCAAUAAGUUGUGACUGUUGCUUGCACCGUCAUCUUGACAAAUCUUCAAACUUGCUUUAUAAGUUCAAUAUUUUUGUCAUGGGAGAGAUAAAUUGGGAGAUAUUUGUACGUCUUCAUUGUUCCCUGGUGAGGAGUAUAUGAUUGAUGUUUGACAAGACUGUUUUACUAAUACAUGGAAUUACCAUAUGCUCUAAA
Messenger RNA from Durio zibethinus, 753 nucleotides. RefSeq lists its product as uncharacterized. NCBI's taxonomy places the organism in Eukaryota, Viridiplantae, Streptophyta, Magnoliopsida, Malvales, Malvaceae. The record is from RefSeq and is a predicted model, not a curated record.